CUUUCUUCUUCCUUUUAACAACACAAUUCCAUUCCUCAACUUUUCAAUCUCAUCCCUCUCAAUUUCUCUCAAAACUCCAUUCCUCUCAACUUCUCAACAACACUUAAGAAGGCAGAAUCUUGGAAUAAAGCUCUGAUAUUUUGAAGGAAAUUUUCAAAGUCUACACCAAAGUUGUCUUCAAAUAAGUAUGGAACAUUACCAAUUUUAUCGUAGUUGGAUGUACGAUAGAAUGUUUCCUGGACGACGUGGGCUUAAACCACUUUUUAUGGAAGGAGUUGCCGCGUUUCUCUCGUAUGCGUUUGCUCAAGAAUGUUGUCGCAGGGAAGGAGGGGUAAGGUGUCCGUGUUUAAAGUGUGGUUGCAGAAAUAUUAUCAGUGACCCUAGUGAAGUGAAGCGUCACUUGGAGAGAGUGGGUUUUAGGCCAAAUUACUGGGUUUGGACAUCUAAUGGGGAAACAAUGCAGGAGAUGAAUAGAGAGGCUUCUAGCAGUCAAACUCAUAUAGAACCAGAUAUAAAUAGAGUUGAUCCAGGGAGUAGUUCAUCACAUAUGCAGUGCCAGGAGCAAUUUAAUCUUGUCGAGGAGAUGUUCACUGACGCAUUAGGGGUGAAUGUGGCGUAUGAUGAACCACAAGACUUAGAUGGAGAAGAGCUCCCGAAUGAGAAAGCUCAAAGGUUUUAUCAGCUGUUGAAAGAAAUAAAUAUACCAUUGUUUGAGGGGUCUUCUGACUCUAAGCUAUCAAUGUGUGUGAGACUUUUGGCUGCGAAAUCAAAUUGGAAUGUUCCUGAUCAGUGUUUAGAAUUCUUUGCGAGAUUGAUGUUGGACGCGACUCCUGUGAAAGAAAACAUGCCUACAAGUUAUUAUGAUGCAAAGAGGGUGGUGUCGAAGUUGGGAUUAGAAGUUAAAAAGAUUGAUUGUUGCAUUAGAGGUUGCAUGUUGUUUUAUGACAACGAAUUUGGUACAAAUGAUGGGGAAUUGGAGGAAUGUAAGUUUUGCGAGAGUCCGAGGUAUUUAGUUAGCAGUAAAGGAGUUGACCAAAGACAAAAUCGCAUUGCAGUGAAAUCUAUGUUCUAUCUACCAAUAAUACCUAGGUUGCAAAGAAUGUUUGCAUCAAUGCACAGUGCAAGCCAAAUGGCAUGGCACCAUACAAACAGAAUUAGUUCAGGCAUGAUGCGACAUCCAUCUGAUGGCGAGGCAUGGAAACACUUUGAUAGAGUUCAUCCUGAAUUUGCACUUGAACCUAGGAAUGUCCGACUUGGAUUAUGCUCAGAUGGUUUCACUCCUUAUAAUUUUUCAGGAAAUGCAUAUUCUUGUUGGCCAGUUAUUGUUACCCCGUACAAUCUCCCUCCUGAGAUGUGCAUGACGAAACCUUACAUGUUUUUGACAUGCAUCAUUCCGGGACCGUCGAGUCCAAAGGCGGGAAUCGAUGUUUAUUUGCAACCUUUAAUUGAUGAUCUCAAGAGGCUGUGGGUGGGAGCGUGGACUUAUGAUGUGUCUCGUAAACAAAAUUUUAAUAUGCGAGCGGCUUUGAUGUGGACAAUUAAUGACUUUCCUGCAUAUGGCAUGUUGUCUGGAUGGGGUACACAUGGUAAAAUGGGAUGUCCGCAUUGCAUGAAUCACACAAAAGCGUUUACUUUGGACUUUGGUGGGAAAAGUUCGUGGUUUGACUGUCAUCGUAGGUUCUUACCUACCAACCAUGAAUUUAGAAGGAAUAAAGAUGCUUUUAGAAAAGGAAUAAAAGUAAAAGAUCUACCUCCCCCUCGAUUGUCAUCGACUCAAGUAUGGAAUAAUGUUUGUGACCUACCAAAAUUUACAGACUAUGGUGAAGCACGUAGAAUUAAAGGAUAUGGGGUUGACCAUAAUUGGACAAAAAGAAGUAUCUUUUGGGACCUCCCAUAUUGGAAGGAUAAUUUGUUGCGUCAUAAUCUUGAUGUUAUGCAUAUUGAGAAGAACUUUUUUGAUAAUGUGCUUAACACGGUGAUGGAUAAUGAGAAGACAAAAGACAAUGAGAAGGCUAGGAAAGACAUGGAACUUUAUUGUAAUCGAAAAUAA
Messenger RNA from Vicia villosa (hairy vetch), 2050 nucleotides. RefSeq lists its product as uncharacterized. Bases 188 to 2050 code for a protein of 620 amino acids. The record is from RefSeq and is a predicted model, not a curated record. The transcript has 3 exons. NCBI's taxonomy places the organism in Eukaryota, Viridiplantae, Streptophyta, Magnoliopsida, Fabales, Fabaceae.